Molecule: messenger RNA, 4513 nt
Organism: Seriola dumerili (greater amberjack)
Lineage: Eukaryota; Metazoa; Chordata; Actinopteri; Carangiformes; Carangidae
Gene: arhgef25a
Product: rho guanine nucleotide exchange factor 25-like
Exons: 16
Coding region: 517-2577 (686 amino acids)
Biological process (GO): axon guidance
Cellular component (GO): plasma membrane; cytoplasm
Molecular function (GO): guanyl-nucleotide exchange factor activity
Source: RefSeq, a predicted model, not a curated record
CCCUCUCUCUCUCUCUCUCUCUCUCUCCGAAGCAGUCUCCCAGUCUGUCAUUUGACCAGGCAGUUCACAGAGGCGAGAGCUGAGCACCAAAAAGAAAACAGAGAGAGGGGAGUGCAUUCAAUAUAACGAUAAGCUCGCUGGAAUGUUUCCUUGGCUGUUUAUCACCAGCUGAAAGAAAAAAAAAAAACCCCAAAAACACCCUGUGAGUGUGGAUUUCUUCUUUGCCGCUGCUUUUUGUGGACUCUUUUCUCUUCUUCUCCGUCUGGAUGUGGGCUUUAACUCUGUCUGCAGUCAACUGAGGAGGAGGAGGAGGAGGAGGAGGAGGAGGAUCAGCUGUCACCUUUUUGGGGGGAUUUUACACUUUAAGGAAGGAACCUCCACUUAAGUGAGGGUGAGAGAGACAGAGAGAGAGAGAGAGAGAGAGAGAGGGAGAGAGAGAGACAGAGAGAGAGAGAGAGAAAGUAGGAAAAAGAGAGAGUGCCGGGCCAUGCCCACCUCUGCUCAUGGUUCAACAGCAUGAAAGGGGGCCACCAUCACCAUCGCCACCACCGAGGCUGUGGCUGCCAACACUUGUUCCGUAAAGUCCUGGCCAAGUGUGGCUGCUGCUAUGCCCGAGUCAGAGACUCGUACUCGGCAGCAGGCAGCGAGGGCAGCAUCUCCACCUCUGUGGCGUCGCUGCCUCCGCAGGCAUCAGGCAGUUCGGCCCCCAGCUCCCCGGGCUCCAGACGCUCUGUGAGCACCCUGAAGAAAUGGCUCACAAACCCUGUCCGCAAACUCAGUGCCGGGGCCACCGCCAAAGGAGAGCGACAGGUCCGCAAACUUGAGGGGAAACCUCCGCCUCUUCCAUCCCAUAGCCACAGCCAGGAUCUGGGCAGCCCCCCGAGGCCUGACGAGACUCUAACCAUCCUGCCUGUCACCCACAGAGAACUGGAGUGGAAAGAUGGCCUGGCGAGCCCAGAGGACCUGUCACCGGCUACACUACAAUCCCCCAGCUAUAUAACUGACUCUCUGAUUGGCUGCACGUCACUGCCAAACACUCAGGACACUCAGUCCACCAGUGUUUUGCCAGAUGACAGCGGCUCUAUGUUGAUGGACGACACCUCCAGCCAAUGGUCAGCGGCGGCUGACACUGAGGAGGAGAGGAGAAGUGCCUUGGAGAAAAGCAUGUAUGUGCUGAAGGAGCUUAUUGAGACAGAGAAGCACUAUGUGGGAGACCUGGGGCUCAUAGUGGAGGGCUACAUGGCCACGAUGAGCUCCAAAGGAAUCCCGGAGGACAUGAAGGGAAAAGACAAGAUUGUUUUUGGGAACAUUCACCAAAUAUUUGACUGGCAUAAAGACUACUUCCUGGGAGAGCUGGAGAAGUGCUUGGCAGAGCCAGAGAGACUGGCUCAGCUCUUCAUUAAACAUGAGAGGCGUCUGCAUAUGUACGUCGUGUACUGUCAGAACAAGCCCAAGUCGGAACACAUUGUGUCAGAGUACAUCGAGACGUACUUUGAGGAGUUGCGGCAGCAGCUGGGCCAAAGGCUGCAGCUCAAUGACCUGCUCAUCAAACCUGUCCAGAGGAUCAUGAAGUACCAGCUGCUGCUCAAGGACUUCCUGAAGUAUUACACCAAAGCUGGGAUGGACACGGAGGAGCUGGAGAAAGCAGUAGAAGUGAUGUGCUUUGUGCCAAAACGUUGCAAUGACAUGAUGAAUGUGGGCCGACUACAAGGCUUUGAGGGGAAGAUCACAGCCCAGGGCAAACUGCUCCAGCAAGACACCUUCACCGUUGCCGAGCAUGACAGUGGCUUCCUGUCACGGGCCAAGGAAAGACGGGUCUUCCUGUUUGAGCAGCUGGUCAUCUUCAGUGAGCCGAUUGAUAGGAAGAAAGGUUUCUCACUCCCCGGUUACAUCUUCAAGAACAGCAUAAAGGUGAGCUGCCUAGGGGUGGAGCCCAGUGUGGACGGCGAUGAUGCUCGUUUUGUGAUGACAUCACGCAAUCCUGAUGGGAGUGUGGUGCGCUUCCAGCUGCAGGCCUCUUCCCCUGAGAUCUGCAGGGCCUGGGUCAAUGAUGUGGUUCAGAUCUUGGAAACCCAGCGUAAUUUCCUCAAUGCCCUACAGUCACCUAUUGAGUACCAGCGGCGAGAGAGCAAGUCAAAUAGCCUGGGCCGCAGCAUGAGGCCCCCUCUGUCUGCUGCCAGUGCUCUGCGGCCCCACUCCUCCGCCUCCAUUGACCGUCAUAAGCUGCCCUCCCUUCACUCUCACAACACGUCCUUGCCCACGCUCUACCUGCCCAGCCAAGGCCAGGGCCAAGGACCCAGCGAGACGUACUCACUGCGGGACCCCACUGUGGUCCAGCUGUGCCCUGCUGACUCCCAAACUGUUUCUCCAUCACACGUCCAACUGGGCUUCACUGAUCAGCCAAACUAUCAAGCUGUGUCAAAUGGGCUGUACACACCUACACAAAGCGCACAGCAGAGAGCAGGAGAGGGCUGCCGAAGGGGUCAGGCUGUUGAUGGGAGCCAGGGUUCACUGUCGGGUCCCUCUGCCGGACGACGCCCCAGCAACCUGGCUCAGCUAGCUGAGGACGACCUAUGAACUCUCACGCUAUCUGUCCUCUGGGUCAGGAGGGCAGCAGCUAAUGUUACAGCUGUGGAGACAAGAAGACUUGUCUACUGUCUGUUUAUGCCAGGCUGGACCCUUACCUGGUUCAACAGUGAUUUCUGGAGAAUAAUGAAGGAACCCGAAGGAACAUAUGGAGGAAUUAUGAGCUGCAACCAUAACAUGACUUGCUUGCUUGAUGCUCCUGUUUUUAGAGAGCCAUUUAAAGGGAGGCGACUAGCCUUGGACACCUUCAGUGUACAUGAACAGCACCCAGUGGGAUGGUACUGGGCUCAGAGCGAAAAAACACUCAGUGUUAUGGCAAUUUCUGCUUUUUACCUUUUCGAGAGUGUGUAUACCAUACUCUUCUCUCUUUCAAAGGGCAAGGGGGAGUUGUUUCAUGAAGAAUUAUCCAUUCCUAAUUGGGGCGGUCACUGGAGUUACGUGUGUGCCUGAAUGUUGUGCAAUGAAGUAUGGAUGUGUUUGUGUGCAUGAGAGUGUGCAAGGAGUGCCUGUGGCUCUUCUCGUACUCUCUGGUAAAUUUUCUUGAUAAAGUUUUUUUUUCUCUGAUGCCCCAUUGUGAAGACAAGUACAGCUACGUAAAUAUACUUUGUCAUUCCCCUGCUGACGACUGAGUUUGCUGUUUAUGUUGACAAGAACGGGAAAAAGGCAGAACACUUGAUGUGAACAUGCUACAAGGACUCACUCGAAUUUCAUCUGAGAGUGAAUAACUUUCUUUCUCGCCACAGUGUUGAGAGCCUCUGUGCUCUCUUAUUCUGUUUGACUGGCCCUUGUUUGAUCUGGACAAAAAAGGCAUGAGGGAGCCCCCUGGAGGUUCUCUGUGGGUAUGACGUCACUACAGAAUACUUUUUGCUCUUUGGGCAACUCCUGAGGAGUUGCUAGAUAGGUGCAUUCAAAGGGACUGCUGUGCUGACCCAAAGUGUUGCAAGCAACAUCUCCUUGGUGAUUGACUGGCUUCUUUACACAGAUCUUUCUUUCCAGGCCGGAGUGGAUUUGGGGACACGUCCUUAAAAAUGCAUUGGUUUAAACUAAUAUUGAUUGUUUUACUAGUCCACUGUUGUCAUGUCAAGGCUGUGCACCAUUUCUAUAAUCUCUGUUAGCUUUUUCCCUCAUGGGUUAAAUACUGUGCAGUGCAUACCAGAAAAGGCAAUCAUACAUUUCCACUCGUAAGAUGAAGAAUGACCCAGGUAUGCCAAGAAACAUUGUUACUGCUCCAGUUGGUAGAAAUGAAGGAUAACAUGCUGCCGGAUAAACAGAGUGAUGCUGACAAAUCUGCAUGUACCCUCUUCCUCAGACAACAGUGCCAAAAACAACUGCAGCUCACCACUCAAACGUUUCAUACUCAUACUUCUUACUCCAUAGUUCAGUUUGCCACUGCUCUUACAAAACAAUCAUAGAUACCUGUGUUACUAUCUGGAUUGUAAUGCCUAAGUGACAAAAAGAGGAGAGCGGAGUAGGUGAAAGGGGCCAUCCUGUCAAUAUCAGGUCAGUUCUUUUUGUGGCCAGUAGAGGUCCCCACAAGGCUUUGACUUCCAGUUUACAGUAGUUUGAUCAUACAGCUGCACCAAAGAUCAAUAGGCCUCAUAUUUCAGUUCCUACAUUGAAGCUGCUUAAUAAUCUGUCCAAAAAAAACAAAACAAAUCAACAACAAUAAAUGAUUUAAAGUAAACUGAAAGGUGAGACAUCAGGUGAGCUGGACCGUCUUCACAGAAUCUGCAUCUUUACUCUGCAGUUAAUGUGAACUGGUGAGUUUUCAUGGGAAUUACUGAUCAGGCAGUUAUGCAUGUCACACAAAGGAAUACCACUACAGAGAACCAAAAGCAAGGACGUAAAACCAAGAGAGGGUUGGUUAAUGCCAUGUUUGACUGAGUAGAAACUGUUGUAUCAUAUCAAAUAAAAAGUGUCUUUUUGA